CUCGUUCCCAUCCCCUCUUUCUCCCCAGCUCCGACGAAGCACAGAGAGCGGUUACUUACGAUUCUACAGUCAACCUCUGGACAUCCACCUGUGAGGACGGAGGAGGUGUUCGACCCCACGACAUCCGGUGUAGUGACAUGAACAGUGUUUAAGAAGACUCGUGGUGCCCUGGUUUCGAUCCUGUCCCUUUCCACUCAUCGAACCUUUCGAUCGAUUAAUGCAACGCAUAGUCGAUCGCAUAAUCGUCGAACGGGCCGAGAAAAGGUUUCAGACGCUCCAGUGUUAGACUUGAUCUUCAUCACGGUGAAUGACGAUGUCCAGGUACCUCGGCCUGAUUCUCGUUAUCACGACGUGUAGCCACGUCUACGGAGCCAAAACAUGCGAGGGGAACGGUCUGGGCCUGAAGUACGUGUGGGGUGACGCGCUGACGGACCCAAUGGACUGCGUAGGCCCGAAUAACAUGCAGUAUCCGUCAGCCGCGAUAUCGAGAAGUUACAAGAACCUGUGGGCGAGCAGUCGAACGGCGAGGUCUCAUCAGCCACGAACGAUCGACCCCGAGCUGACGAGGCAGGCACUUCUGCACAAUUACAAGGCUGUUCACGGCGGCUACUCGAUCGCAGAGAACUCUCGAAACGGACGAGCAUUUUCACCGAGAGAAUCGUGCGGUUCUCCAGCCAGAUUAUGCAAAACGAGGUACAACACUACGGCGCCCAUGUACGGGGUCAGCUUAACCAGUGGUCAACCAGUGACGAUCGUGCAAAAAUUCCCAGAUCUUUUGCAGCAGGUCGUCUUCGAGGUUUGCGAGUCGAAAGAGUGCGACGUGGUCCACGGUGAAUGCACGCAGACGUACGUGCCGUACCUGUUUCUAGUGAUUCCUCUCGGUCCAGUGACCUUGACCGGUCAGGAUUACGUUCUCGUCGAGAGCGGUUGCGUCUGCAAACCGAGGAAUUCGGCAAGCGCCUCGUCGGAGCCACCGGCCGUUCCGAGCUUUUAAACGUUCAUCGAACCCUCCAGAGCUGGUCUGGCGUCGCGAGCAUUUCCAAAGGCGGGCAACUCUCGAGAGCCAGCGUCCAACGUCGCGUCGAGCGCGACUUGUCGCUCAGGAAGGUGAAUCCUCGUGCUCUAAGAACCUCGCCGCCGGGACCUAGUAACCUCUUUGACGGAGCUAGCCCAUCGCCGUCGAGAGACCAGUAUUCAAGUUGCUAGAAAAUGAUUUCUCGGGAGAAAUCGAGAAAAUGGACGAUUUUCCUUCCCGCGAGAUCGUUCGAUUUCCUUCCGCGACGGAAGGUGAGCCGCUUUUUACCUUUGACAUUGAAAUUUCGACCCUUCCCGGUCAAUUGAAACCCGAUUUCGUUUCGAUUACCCGGGGAUUCCAGUGUUUCGCGUCCCGACGAAUAAGUCGCUACCAUCGUUCGUUGGAAUGUAAAAUUCGCUGAUCCGCGUGCCGUUGAAUUUUGCAGGGCAAAUAGUACCGUUUCCGACAGAAAAGCUCUUACACGAUACGAUAUAACUUGGCGCGCUCUCUAAACGUGCCGCAUCGCGUGUCCAUACCGUUCUCUCGUUAGUUUCGUCAAUUUCAGGUGAAAAGGGCUCGAAGAGAUUAUUUCAGCGUGAAAAAAAAAAACGCACGUAUCAGGACGGAGGCGAUCGUUUCGCGGAAUCCGGUCUCGGAAUUCGAUCGAGUUCGUUAGACCUGCCUCGCGAGCCGGUUUCGAGCUGGUGGUACAGGCUGCCUCGUAACAGCGUUCCACGGAAUGCAUCGUACAAGUUAUUCUUUCCAGAGGCAUCGUAAAGUUAUAUCAUUCGGCUCUAUCAGAGUUGCAACCAGCCCGGAAACGUUAAUGGGUUCUUCGAUUCUCCAUCGCUGCACGAUUGUUUUUAACGUGUUCGUACUUUAUUCGUCCUUUCAUCGAUGCUUUUCCUUAUUGCUCGAUUAUAUUUACAACACCGGUAAUUUUCAAGUGUCGGGAAUAUAUAGCAUAGGAAUCCAGUUCUUUAUUAUCAUUAUUCAUCUCCGUAAAUUGUGAAACGCAACGUGCGGUGCGAUCAUAGGUACUUAAUACCGCGAGUUGCAGUGGGAUGCAACAUAUGGCACUUAUCUUUGUUUUUCUUGGCAUAUUACGUUCUUCUUUUGUAUUUAUCAAGUAAUACUUAACAAAACGCACCGCAGGGUGCCCGCUUCAUUUUUUUUUUUUUUGAUAAUUAUGUGCGGAACGCACCGCAUGCUGCGCCCCACGGUCCAAAGCAAUUCUUUGUGGGACAUGCCACAUGGUGAGCCCCACAUAUUUCUUGAAUGUUUCUUUUUUUUUUUUUUUUUCUUUGCGGAUCGUAUCAUUCACUCCGCGCCUUAUUAUUCUUGAGUAAUUACUUUCGAAACGCACCAUGUCCUGCACGAAUUUU
Hylaeus anthracinus is the source of this 2400-nucleotide messenger RNA. RefSeq lists its product as uncharacterized. The coding region runs from base 308 to 994 and encodes 228 amino acids. The record is from RefSeq and is a predicted model, not a curated record. The transcript has 5 exons. Lineage: Eukaryota; Metazoa; Arthropoda; Insecta; Hymenoptera; Colletidae.